Drosophila santomea is the source of this 755-nucleotide messenger RNA. RefSeq lists its product as uncharacterized. The transcript is spliced from 2 exons. The coding region runs from base 394 to 747 and encodes 117 amino acids. The record is from RefSeq and is a predicted model, not a curated record. NCBI's taxonomy places the organism in Eukaryota, Metazoa, Arthropoda, Insecta, Diptera, Drosophilidae.
GUUUAGGCUUUCAGGAGCAAAUUCACAUGUUCUGGAUCUGCGGUGGAAACAUCUUUUCAACAUUACUCCAUCGGUUGUUUUUUGCGACUGAGUGCCGUAGCGGGAUUCGGCGUCGGGUGGUUGUAAUUUGGCUUGUUUGCUGGCAAAGGCAGCAGUCGCAGACCACAAGCUCGACGGGAACCACACGCGACGGCAUUGGAUGCGGACUAGCUUUGGCCGCCACGAACGCAAUCAAAACAAAAGACUUCCAAACCGGUAGAAGUGCGAGUUCGACUAUUGCCCUGUGUUUUGUCUUAUCAGUUGCAGUAUCAAUAUCAGAACCACCAUUCGCAGCGGCCAAAAAAGAACGGAUCCGAACUUAUUCAAUUUGGAGUUGGUCGUCCCCCAGGCACCAUGAGCAAAGCCAAAUCAGCCGCCCACGAGCCGACGAUCCACUACCUGGACAGCGUGCUAAGCGAGGAGGAAAAGAGGUGCUCCUACGGCCAUCAGUGGCGCAAUAUUUCCAUUUCCCGAUCCGGACGCUUUCGUUCGAAGAACAAAAAGCGGGAUGCGGUCGACGGAAAGUUCUUCGACGCCGGAUCAGGAUCUCUGCAGGACAUCGAGAAGGUCUCAAAUUGCACUUCGAAAAGCGCAUUGAACAAGAGCAUUGCCUCUUCGACAGGACCGAUGACGUCUCCAGUUCAGCAGGCAAGAAGCCAACGGGACCAGCCUGAGAGUUUUAAAAGUGUUUCCGAAACGAAUUUGUAGAGCUAUAU